AUGUACCGAUCUGCGCGUUGUUUUCGGUUCGAGUUAUUUCAUCCCGUUCGCAUCGCCGCAUUGCUGCCCGCCACUCCUUCCCCUGAAGACGCGCCAAGCGGCGGAUGGAUGGGCGCGGGGGAUCUCCGCGUUCCGGUCGGCGCGGGUUCCCCUGUGGGGGGUCGCGCUGGUGGGCUGAGCGGGACUGGAAGCGCGGGAGGAUCGGGUGGGGAGCAGGUAGAGGGUUUGGACGCGCAGGAAGCGGGGGGGAAGUCGUCUCGGCCACGGACGGUCGCAGAGAGGAAGCGAAGAAACGGAAUUAGCUUGAAGUUGGAGCAGCUGAAGAAGGCGAUACCCCAGUGUAACACAAGGGUGACGACGGAGGCCCUUCUUUGUGAGACUUUGACUUACAUCCAAGCACUCAAGGCCAAGGUUGAGUUCGGUUUAGGAUUCGCCCACUGUGGUAUCGUUACAAUGGCGGCCUCCAGCUGUUGCGAUGACCUCUCCCAUCUGCAAAUCGCUAUGGCGGCAUUUGUGGGAACAGCUGCCGUUGCGGCUCCAGUGCAGGUCCCUACAGUGAAGCAACUAUCCGCAGGGUCCAGUAGCAGCAGGAGCAGCAGUGUUUCGGCUCGCGCUGCCGUGCAUAAGAAGCUUAGCUCCGAGCUUUUGGGAACGCAGCUUUCCGCUACGUCAUGCGUGCAAGCAGCUUCGCAGAAUGUUCGCGCGCGGUCGCUGGAGGUCCGAGCAGUGGCGACGGAAGCACCGACGAAGAUGUCGAAAAUCGUGAAGUGGGAUCAGGGAAAGAGACUGCAGACCCAGACGACAACCAUCGCUGCGGAUACGACCACCAUUCGCUCUCUCGACUGGGACCGCGACCGUUUCGACAUCGAAUUCGGUCUUCUCAAGGGCACCACCUACAACUCCUACAUCAUCCGCGGCCCCGACAAGGUCGCUUUAAUCGACGCGUCGCACGAGAAGUUCCGCGAGCUCUACCUCUCCGCGCUUAAAGCCGAAAUCGACAUUAAAGACAUCGACUACGUCAUCGCGAACCACACAGAACCGGACCACAGCGGACUGAUCCGAGACCUAAUCGAAUUAAACCCCAACAUAACCGUCGUCGGGUCGAAAGUGUGUAUUCAGUUCCUGCAGAAUCUAGUCUUAAAGCCGUUUAAGAGUCUCGUGGCGCAGCCGGGAAAGACGCUGGACCUGGGCGGAGGCCACGAGCUGGAUUUCAUCAUGGCGCCGAACCUGCACUGGCCGGACACCAUGUUCACGUUCGAUAAAGGCACGGGCGUCAUGUUCACGUGCGACGCGUUCGGUAGCCACUACUGCUCCGAGAAGGUGUACGACGAGGAUUUGAGCGAGCUGGAGCCGCACUACCCGCUUCUACUAUGA
Messenger RNA from Closterium sp. Yama58-4, 1374 nucleotides. Lineage: Eukaryota; Viridiplantae; Streptophyta; Zygnematophyceae; Desmidiales; Closteriaceae. The record is from the annotation of a GenBank genome assembly.